GUCCUGGGCGCCGCCCGACUGCAGCUGUACGGGCUGUGUGCCUCGGGCGGGGAUGCGCUGUGGAAUCGGGACCUGUGUCUGAUGUUCUGCCUGCUCAAGUCCUGUUUCUCCCUAAAAGAAGAAAAUGACUGAAUGUCAGGCAACAGUGACAUUCAGAGAUGUGGCUAUUGACUUCACCCAGGAAGAGUGGAAACAGUUGGACCCUGCACAGAGAGACCUUUACCGGAAUGUAAUGCUAGAAAACUAUAACAACUUAAUCACAGUAGGUUAUCCAGUUGCCAAACCUGAUGUGAUUUUCAAGUUGGAACAAGAAGAAGAACCAUGGGUGGUAGAGGAUGAAGUGCUAAGGAGACACUGCCCAGGAGUAAUAUGGAACACUAAUGAACAUCAAAAAAUCCAGGACAGACUAUUGAGAGAAGUUUUUAAGAAAACACUGACUGAAGAAAAAGUCAAUGAAUGUCAUAAAUUUGAAGGUAUAUUUCCUCUAAGCUCAGAUUUUAUUCCUUCCAGAAAUGAUGUAUAUGAAUAUGACUCAUUUGGGAAGUGUUUAGAACAUAAUUUUGACUCUCAUAAUAAUGUGAAAUACCUUAUGAAAAAGGAACAUUUUGAGUUUGAUGAAGCUAUAACAUCAUAUGAUGAUUGUUCAUCCUCUCUUGACACGACCCCCUUCAAAUGUGAUCAUUGUGGAAAAGGCUUUAGUCAAAGAUUAGACCUCAUCAGACAUCUGAGAUUUCAUAAUGGAGAGAAACCCUAUGACUGUAACAAAUGUAGGAAAACCUUUAGCCACAAGGAUAAACUCAUUAAACAUCUUAAUGUUCAUAGUAGGGACCAAACUUAUGAAUGUAAUGAAUGUGGGAAAAUUUUUAUUAAAAUGUCAAACCUCAUUCGACAUCAAAGAAUCCACACUGGAGAGAAACCCUAUGCAUGUAGAGACUGUGGGAAAUCUUUCAGCCAGAAAUCAAAUCUCAUCGAUCAUGAAAAGAUUCACACUGGAGAGAAACCUUACGAAUGUAACGAAUGUGGAAAAGCCUUCAGCCAGAAGCAAAGCCUUAUCGCACAUCAGAAAGUUCAUACUGGGGAGAAGCCUUAUGCAUGUAAUGAAUGUGGCAAAGCCUUUCCUCGAGUUGCCUCCCUUGCUCUUCAUAUGAGAAGUCAUACAGGAGAAAAACCCUAUAAAUGUGAUAAAUGUGGAAAGGCCUUCUCUCAGUUUUCCAUGCUUAUUAUACAUGUGAGAAUCCACACGGGUGAGAAGCCCUAUGAAUGCAAUGAGUGUGGCAAAGCCUUUUCUCAAAGCUCUGCCCUUACUGUACACACAAGGAGUCACACAGGUGAGAAGCCCUAUGAAUGUAAAGAGUGUAGAAAAGCUUUCAGCCACAAGAAAAACUUUAUUACCCACCAGAAAAUUCAUACUCGAGAGAAACCCUAUGAAUGUAAUGAGUGUGGGAAAGCUUUUAUUCAGAUGUCAAAUCUCGUUAGACACCAGAGAAUUCAUACUGGAGAAAAACCCUAUAUCUGUAAAGAAUGUGGCAAAGCUUUUAGUCAGAAAUCUAAUCUCAUUGCUCAUGAAAAAAUUCAUUCUGGAGAAAAACCCUAUGAAUGUAAUGAAUGUGGUAAAGCCUUCAGUCAGAAGCAAAACUUUAUUACACACCAGAAAGUUCAUACUGGAGAGAAACCUUAUGACUGUAAUAAAUGUGGUAAAGCCUUUUCUCAGAUUGCAUCCCUUACUCUUCACUUGAGAAGUCACACUGGAGAAAAGCCUUAUGAAUGUGAUAAGUGUGGGAAAGCCUUCUCUCAGUGCUCACUGCUUAAUUUACAUAUGCGAAGUCACACCGGUGAGAAGCCCUAUGUCUGUAAUGAGUGUGGGAAAGCCUUCUCUCAAAGAACUUCCCUCAUUGUGCAUAUGAGAGGUCAUACAGGUGAGAAGCCGUAUGAAUGUAAUAAGUGUGGAAAAGCUUUCUCUCAGAGCUCAUCCCUUACUAUACAUAUACGAGGGCACACAGGUGAGAAACCCUUUGACUGCACCAAAUGUGGAAAAGCCUUCUCUCAGAUCUCAUCUCUUACUCUUCACAUGCGGAAGCAUACAGGUGAGAAGCCCUAUCACUGUCUUGAGUGUGGCAAAGCUUUCAGCCAAAAGUCACACCUGGUUAGACACCAGAGAAUUCAUAUUCAUUGAGAAUCAGGUGAAUUUCAUGGCAUAUUAUAUGAUCAGUUCUAGAGCAGAAAGGUAUGAAUAUAGGAAAACCUUAGGAAGAAGUCAAACACAAUUCUCACCACGGUGAGCAAUAAAUUGACCAUUAAAAACCUUCAGUGGACACCUUACUUAUGGAUAAAAUCAAUAUUCAAGUCUGACAGACAAUGUCUACUAUUGGCUAUCAACAUAACUUUUGAAUUCCUAGCUAAUCUAUUAAUAAGCAAAAAAAGGAGAAAUUAAGAACUAUAAAAUAAACCUUUUACAUAAGAAUUAGAUAAUGUGUUGAUUAUAAAGAAUACAGCAAUGAGUGACAAUUUUAUUUAUAAAGUUAUAAAACAUGUUGAAGGACACAAAAGAACACCUGCAAAUUGAAGAGGAAUGAAAUUAUGGCUGCAAAGAGAAUAUUGUAAAAAUGUAAGUACCCUUCCAAAUCUCUUGACUUUAAUGUACUUCCACUCAUAUUUUACAUGUUAAUUAUAGUUGAAGGAAUUCCGAAAGCAUUUUAAAAUGUUAUGUGGAAAGGUAAAGGACACAAAUGUUGAAACAAAUUUGAUAACACAAAACAAGUAGGGAAUACACACUCUAAUAGACAUUCUAACAGACUAUUAAAAGCUAUUGUGAUUUACUAUGCCAUUGACUGUAUAAAUAAACCAGUGGAAAAAAGUAGGGACUAUCAUUGAGGUAGGGGAACUUUGUGAAUGCUAGGGCUAUGAAAAUGACAGAGGCAAGGACAGCCUACCCAAUAAGUGGAAGGUUUAUAUGGUCACAAAAUACUAGUAUCUGUUGGGAGCUGGUGGCUCACGCUUGUAAUCCCAGCUCCUCAGGAGGCUGAGAU
This is a messenger RNA of Dipodomys ordii (Ord's kangaroo rat), 3026 nucleotides long. RefSeq names its product zinc finger protein 569 (gene Znf569). Bases 125 to 2173 code for a protein of 682 amino acids. Gene Ontology annotation, biological process: regulation of DNA-templated transcription. Lineage: Eukaryota; Metazoa; Chordata; Mammalia; Rodentia; Heteromyidae. The record is from RefSeq and is a predicted model, not a curated record. The transcript has 5 exons.